This is a messenger RNA of Trichomonas vaginalis G3, 552 nucleotides long. RefSeq lists its product as uncharacterized. The transcript has a single exon. NCBI's taxonomy places the organism in Eukaryota, Parabasalia, Trichomonadida, Trichomonadidae. The coding region runs from base 1 to 552 and encodes 183 amino acids. The record is from RefSeq and is a predicted model, not a curated record.
AUGUCGGUAAAUUUCAUUGACGAGUUCAACAAACGAGCAGAAAAACUUAAUGCAAAUUUCAUCAGUGAGAGUGACUUCAAGAAAAAACGACAAAUGGUAGAGAAAAUACUUGCACUUUAUCUGAAUAUUGCAGAGGAUCCCAAGCCAGAAAUGAUAAAACUAUCUAAAAAGGUGAAAACUAGAAGUUCUACAUCAUAUGAUAGGAAGAAAAUGGAAGAAGGAACUCAAAAUUGCGAAGAUAUCAGAGAUACACAAACUUAUAAAAUUCUUAAAGAACACUUGCAUUAUACUGAUAAAGAGAAGGUACCAAUUGUUAUCAUCCAAAGCUUUCUGAGAAAUGCUCCACUCACAGAGGAAGAGAGAAGGAAUUUUAGAGUUGCUAUCAAAAAUCAGCUAAUUGCAUACAAUAUACUUGACCAUCACAUUGACUGGCUUAAAAAGAACAUAUUGAUUGCUGAAGAAGCAGGCAUAAAGAUCUUCAUGUUUGAUCCUGAUAAACGGAGCCGAAAGUAUAAAGAGACAUCCAACUCAGACGAUAAUGAUUCAGCCUAA